Messenger RNA from Erythranthe guttata (spotted monkey flower), 3912 nucleotides. Lineage: Eukaryota; Viridiplantae; Streptophyta; Magnoliopsida; Lamiales; Phrymaceae. The record is from RefSeq and is a predicted model, not a curated record.
AUGGAGUUCCUACACUUGUUGUUCCUCCUCGCCUUUCUCUAUACAGUGGGUUCUUUUCUCCUUAGUAAAUUACGAAAAUACCCUCCAAGCCCCCCUCUCUCCUUACCCAUCAUAGGCCACCUCUAUCUCUUCAAGAAACCCAUCCACCGAAUCCUAGCUAAUCUCUCCGACAAGUACGGACCGGUCAUGCUUCUCCAGUUCGGCUCCCGUGCGGUUCUCCACGUGUCCUCCCCCACAGCAGCCGAGGAGUGCUUCACCCGGAACGACGCCGUGUUCGCCAACCGCCCCAGGCUGCUCGCCGGAAAACACCUGGGCUACAACUACACCACCAUCGCAUGGGCCCCGUACGGCGACCACUGGCGCAACCUGCGCCGCUUGGCCUCCCUCGAGCUCCUCUCCGCCCGCCGCAUCCAAAUGUCCGACGACGUUCGCAGCCACGAGGUCCGGUCGCUCCUCAAGCGCCUCGCGGCGGCGGGCGGCGGCGAAAUUCUUUGUCUUGAAGCUCAAGACAUUUGGAGCGUUGUUGAAGACGGUGUUCAGAUUCCCGAAAAUGAGGAUCAAUUGACAAAUGCACAAAGGCAAACUUUGAGAACCGAAAGGCAAAAAGAUCGAAAAACUCUUUUCCAAAUAUAUCAAGCCAUCGAAGUUCCCGUCUAUGAAAGACUAACCAAGGCGAGUAGUUCCAUGGAGGCAUGGGAAAUUCUACAAACAACCUAUGCCGGGAAAAAUGAAGUAAAGAAGAAAACGAAAAAAAUUGUUGAAUAUUUUACAAGAAUCACCUCUCUUGUAAAUCAAAUGGCGAUAAAUGGCGAAGUCAUGGAAACCCAAAGGGUUGUCGAAAAAAUUAUGCGAAGCUUGCCGGUGAAAUUUGAUCAUGUUGUUGUGGCUAUCGAAGAGUCACAAGAUCUCUCAUCAAUGGCGUUGGAGAGUCUACAAGGACGAUUGGAGGCACACGAAGCAAGGAUCCUUCAAAGAAAUCCUCAAAUUUCUUCUCCGGAUCAAGCAUUAAGAUCCCGAGUUACAUUCACGGGAGGCCGUGACUCGUUCCGUGGUCGUGGCCGAGGUCGUGGCCAAAUAAGAGGAGGAAGAAACUCUUACAACAAUUCCCGUGGACAAGCCAAAUCAAAUGAUGAGGCGAAAGAAGAGGAGAAAUUUUUUCCGAACAAUUUUCAAAGAGGAAGAGGCCGAGGACGAGGAUCAUAUAAAGGUACAAGGCCUUACAUUGAGUGUCAUUAUUGUCAUAAACCGGGACACAAAAUCAAUGAUUGUUGGGAAAAAUAUCCAGAAAAAAGGCAAGAAGUUGGUUAUUUGCAUGAAAAUAAAGUCGAAAAUAUGGAGACUUUAUUGAUUGCAUCCAACGGUAGCUUUGAAAAUACUUGGUAUUUGGAUAGUGGUGCGAGCAAGCACAUGACGGGGAAUAAAAAAUUAUUCUCAAAUCUCGUCGAAGCUAGCCAUGGGACAGUUACGCUUGGAGAUGGAUACACCUACGCAUUAGAAGGUGUUGGAGAAAUUGUCUUCAAAACAAAAUCCGGAAAAGUCGAAACAAUGUCUGAGGUUUACUAUGUACCUAAUUUGGCAAGUAAUUUGCUAAGUGUUGGUCACUUGAUGAGGAAAGGUUUCAACAUGUUUUUCGACGACUUCACUUGCGUUUUGAAAAAGAAGGAUCAACACAUUGCAAAUAUCGGUAUGACCGGAAAUAAUAUUUUUCCGAUCAAACUUGAUAAUUUUGAAGCCUCUUGCCAUUUAACCGUGAAGGACGAUGUUUCAAAGUUGUGGCAUGACUGGUUCGGGCAUCUUAAUUUCCAAAGUUUGAAGGAGUUAUCAAACAAAACAAUUGUUCAAGGAUUGCCGAACAUUAAAGCCAUGGACGAAAUUUGUGAAGAAUGCCAAUUGGGGAAGCAACACCGAGAGCCAUUUCCUUCCAAGUCAAAUUGGAAAUCAAUGUCACUAUUGGAGCUCAUUCAUAGUGACCUUUGUGGACCAUUUCAAGUUCCCUCUCUCGGUGGAUUCGCCGCCACGAUUGUACCAGGUUGUCGUCGCCUCGUUCGUCUUCUCCCCGUACACAACCAUCGCCCCUGUGUCCUUCUCCCUGCGGAACUAUCUCUUCGUGAAUUCUUUUUUCCCCCUGAUUCUCUUUACAAGACUCCAAAUGAGGUGUGGUAUGGUAAGGAGCCAAAUGUUAGUCAUCUUAAAAUAUUUGCUUGUCUUGCAUAUUCACAUAUUCCAAAUGCUAUGAGGACCAAGCUCGACGAUAAAGCCGAAAAAUGCAUUUUCAUUGGGUAUAGUGAGAGGUCAAAAGCUUACAAGCUUUACAAUCCUCAAACGAAAAAAAUUGUGAUAAGUCGGGAUGUUCGUUUUGAUGAAAAAUCCUCUUAUGAUUUUUCAAAAAAUUCAGAAUCAUUAACUUGGCCGACCCUUGGAGACGAAGAAGGCUAUUCUCAAGCAAUGCAACCAAAUGAUGGUGAAAAUGAAUCUCCACAAAAUUCACCAUCACCCCCGCCAAGAAAAACGAGGAGUUUGAGAGAACUCUAUGAUGAAACGGAGGAGGUGAAUGCAACAAAUUCUAUUUUCUUUGCAUUCUUUGCCGGGGAGGAUCCAAUCUCUUUUGAAGAUGCCUCAAAAGAAGAAAAAUGGAAUCAAGCGAUGAAAGAAAUGAUCAAGGCGAUUGAAAAAAAUGAAACUUGGGAGCUCAGACCUUUACCUUCACACAAAUCUCCUAUUGGUGUGAAAUGGGUGUUCAAAACAAAAACCAAUCUUGAUGGUUCCAUCAACAAAUACAAGGCGAUGCUUGUUGCAAAAGAAUACAAGCAAAAAGAAGGAGAAGACGUCAAUGAGGUAUUUGCUCCCGUUUCAAGACUUGAUACAAUUCGCUUAAUUAUCUCUCUUGCGGAAAUUUUCAUGAAGCCACUUGGAGGUCCCGUUUUUCGAAAAAUGUUGAAGGUUUGGGAAUCAAAAGUAAAUUCAAUUUCCGGGAGAGGGAGGAGGUUUAGCAAGAUUGUGAAAGAAACUUUCGAGCUGAGCGGCGCGAGUAACGUGGGCGAUUUUUUGCCGAUUUUGAGGUGGAUUGGAGUGGAUAAACUGGAGAAGAGGUUGAAAGUGUUGCAGGAGAAAAGGAAUAGUUUCAUGCAAGAUUUGAUUAAUGAGCACAAAAAGAAGACGAAUAAUAAUAAUUCUGAUACAAUUAGUUGUAAUAAUAAAACGCUGAUUGAUGUUCUUUUGUCGCUACAAGAAACCGAUCCUCAACCUUACACAGACCAAAUUAUCAGAGGCUUGAUGCAGGUGAUGUUAUCAGCAGGGACAGACACUUCAGUAACAACCAUGGAAUGGGCAAUGUCAAGCCUACUCAACAAUCCAGAGACACUAACCAAGGCGCAGAACGAAAUCGACAGCGUUGUAGGAAACUCAAGGCUAGUCGAAGAUUCCGAUCUCCCCAAGCUACCGUAUCUCCAAGGGAUCAUAAACGAAACCCUCCGGAUGUACCCGGCGGGCCCCAUGCUGGUCCCGCACGAGUCGUCAGCGCACUGCACCGUCGAGGGAUACAGUGUCCCUCGAGGGACAAUGCUGCUGGUGAACGCGUGGGCCAUACAAAACGAUCCCAAAUUGUGGGACCAACCUGAAAAAUUUAGGCCCGAAAGGUUUGUGGAUGUUGAUCAAGAAAAUCGAGGGGGUUUCGGUUAUUUGCCGUUUGGGUACGGAAGGAGAAGAUGCCCCGGAGAGAAUUUGGCUAUGCGGGUGGUUGGAUUGGCGGUGGGGUCGCUUGUUCAGUGCUUCGAGUGGCGGAGACUCGGUGGAGAGAUGGUGGAUAUGAGCGAAGGUUCGGGUCUUGCAAUGUGCAAGGCUCAACCACUUGCGGCCAACAUUAGGCCGCGUUCAAUUCUGAGGGAAUUGUUUACCCAGCUUUGAGAUUGAUAA